CCAAAAGGCGGGAAUAUUUAUACAAAUUUUGUUGGCCAUGAGUAAAAAAGCAACACGUUCGACUCAACCAAAACCUGAUCCAGAUGCCCCAGAAAAGCAUGGAUCAGAGGUGGUGGCACCAAAGAAAGUCUUUUAUAUAUCGGAAAACCUUAUAAACAAUGUUGAGGGUGAGGAGGAGCUAUUGCACUUGGAACGUUUCUUUCAUCCUGGAAAGGGGCGAGACGCCUUAUUCGUAACGCUAGAACAGGAGAAAGGUAACCAUAUUAUGGAACUGGUAGAGUACAGUGAGCCAAGACGCAGUUGGCUUAUUGAUAGCGAAGUCUGCUCCAAUGGUCGAAUUUAUAUGACGACGCCCGUGGACACAACUUUCCUGGCGCUGCAUUAUCUUCGUAAGUACUGUGCCCAGCGUGCAAUGUCACUGGACAGCAUACAUGAUGAUCAGGAUGCCAGCGCGAAUCGCUUACUGAUGAAGUUUGUCAACGCCGAUCACCUGAAAUGUGUGGCCGAUGUUAAGGUUUCCGGGAAUACGAAAUUCUAUAAAUACAAUGCCGAGCGCACAAAGGCUUGGUUGGCCGUGAAGACUCGAAAAGUUGUGGAUGCACUGAAGGAGAACAACGUCUACUGCGGGACCAGCGCGCAGUCACAGAACUUUGUGCGCAGUGAAAAACAUUCUGAUGAAAACACCGUCAAUGAAACGGACUAUUUGCGAAUGGCAUGUGAUUAUGUGGGCCGCUAUUUGGAUGUCGAGCUUUACGAUGAACUUGUGCGUUAUUUGAAAAUACCGACUGAGAUUCAAGCACUUGCUGAAGACCAGGCCCAGAAACGAAAAUCUGAACAGGCACAAACGAACAACAGUAAAAAAAUCAAACUUAAUUCUGGCCAAGAUGCUAGUAGUGGUCUGCUGGACAGCUCAAUUGAUGAUGCAAAGGAGAGCAUUACCUCGCCAACAAUACCCACACCCUUAAAGGAGCGCACUCUAACAGCCAAAGAAAAGGCGCUGGCCAAAGGUGCCAAAGGCAGUAUGAGCAUUUCAUCAUUCUUCAAAGUAAAAUAAAGAUUAGAUUAUUGUUCCCAGAUUUAUUGCGCGUCAAAGUUCCUAAAUCUGAUUUAUUAAUAAAAAUUGAAAACAUAUCCAACUAUAUGCAAACCCGAAA
Molecule: messenger RNA, 1154 nt
Organism: Scaptodrosophila lebanonensis
Lineage: Eukaryota; Metazoa; Arthropoda; Insecta; Diptera; Drosophilidae
Product: ribonuclease H2 subunit B
Exons: 1
Coding region: 38-1054 (338 amino acids)
Biological process (GO): RNA catabolic process; ribonucleotide metabolic process
Cellular component (GO): ribonuclease H2 complex; nucleoplasm
Source: RefSeq, a predicted model, not a curated record